GCCCGGAUGUAGACGGCGGUCUCCCUCUUGACUCCCCUGCGUAGUCUUUGAUAUAUCCUGCCAUUAGCGGAAGUGUCUGGGAUUCUGCUCCGAUCUUCAAUUUGGUCGUUUGCAAAAGGGGGAGACGGGGCGAACACGGACGCCGUGUGCAUUUAGCCAGUCUGCGCUACUUCUAUCGACUCCAUUCGGCGUCGCCGUGCGUCGUUUAAUGUUUAGCUCUACAUCAGCACGGGGCAUGCGCUGUCAGGUCAGGCUCGUACUACAUCCGACUUGCGUAAUUACUGACAAACUAACAUGAGAAUAGCUGCAUUUUUGGUGAUAGCACGGAUGCGCAUUUAUUUCUAAUGGACGUGUUUUGUUUAUAGGUCUGCGCAAUCAACGUGUACGCCUGCCCGGAAACAGUAGAGGAUUAAGUUACUGCUGCUGGCGGAGGAUUAUUUUUAUUGGCCUCGUCACGCCCGAGUCUUUAGUGAUCCGUUGUCCAAUUAGGAGAAGUCGAAAGCCAGACAUGUCUUUCCGGCGCGGUGUGGUCCGGCAGAGCAAGUUCCGCCACGUCUUCGCCCAGGCGUGGAAAGCUGAGCACUGCAUCGACGACGUCAGAGUGUCCCGCGUGACGUGGGACACCGGCCUCUGCGCGGUCAACCCCAAAUUCAUCGCCGUCAUCAUCGAAGCCGGCGGAGGAGGCUCCUUCCUCGUUGUGCCGAUCAGCAAGAGCGGCAGAGUCGACCAGGCGUGUCCCACGGUGUGCGGCCAUGCAGCACCGGUGCUGGACAUCCAGUGGUCUCCUCAUGACGACAACAUCAUUGCAAGUGCCUCAGAGGACUGCACAGUAAAGGUGUGGCAGAUCCCAGACGGGGGCCUGACGAGCCCAAUGACUGAGGCCAUUGUGAACCUGGAGGGACACAGUAAAAGAGUGGGAAUCCUGGCUUGGCACCCAACCGCUUUCAAUAUCCUCUUGACUGCAGGCUGCGAUAAUGUGAUUUGUGUGUGGAACGUGGGCACGGGGGAGCUUGUGUACCAGCUGAACGACACCCACCCAGACCUCAUUUACAGUGUCUGCUGGAACAAGGACGGCAGUGCCAUCUGUACCGUCUGCAAGGACAAGGCUCUGCGAGUCAUCGACCCGCGACGGGGCACUGUCGUCAAGGUGAAGGAGAAGGUCCAUGACGGCACCAGGCCAAUGAGAGCCGUGUUCCUCUCCGACGGGAAGAUCCUCACCACAGGCUUUAGCCGCAUGAGUGAGAGACAGCUGGCGUUGUGGGAUACGAAGGAUCUCUCUGAGCCAAUGGCAGUACAGGAGAUGGACACAAGUAACGGGGUCCUUCUACCCUUUUAUGACCCUGACACAAACAUGGUGUACCUGUGUGGAAAGGGGGACUGCACCAUCCGGUACUUUGAGGUGACAGACGAAUCCCCGUAUGUUCACUUCCUCAGCUUGUACAGCAGCAAGGAGCCGCAGAGAGGAGCAGGCUUCCUGAGUAAAAGAGGCGUCGAUGUCAACAAGUGUGAAAUUGCCAGGUUCUACAAACUGCAUGAAAGGAAAGUGGAACCCAUUUCUAUGACUGUACCACGAAAGUCAGAUCUCUUUCAGGUAGACCUUUACCCGGACACAGCCGGCUCAGAGCCGGCUCUCCUGGCCGACGAAUGGAUUGCCGGACAGGAUGCACCGCCCCUGUUGGUCUCUCUGGGCGGCGGCUACUCGGCUCCUCCGUCCAAGCACAGAGACACCCUCAGAAGCAAACCCAAGCUGGUCUCGCAGGACUCCGGGGCCGCCCCGCCUUCAACAGGCAAUGCAGCAGCCCCCACAUCCACACCUUGCUCUGCCGCCAAGGAGGCGGAAGAAGAGGUGCCACAGCCGCGAGUAGCCACAAGGGAGACGGAUGGAAAUACCGAAAGGCCGAAGAGAGAGGACGAAUUGUUGAACGAGUUGUUGGCAGAAAUGAAGGCCCUGCGAGCCGUCGUCCUCGCCCAGAGCCAGAGAAUAGAGCUACUGGAGAGGCAGCUGGCUCGAAUCGAGGACGGGGAUGUGUGAGCGAGGCGGAGGACCACUACAUUCGGAGGGCACACUCACUAAAUCCACAGACCGUAGCCUUACUAGAAUCAACAGUACCUUAAGCUGUGCGAGUGGAAGAAUGUAGUGCAGGGGUAGCGACUAACUCUGGAUCACGGUGGCUCACAAACAGGUCAAAUAUUGCGACGAAAAGGAGACAGCUGAUCAUUUCUGUGAUUGUUUUGCAGACUGUGGUUGAGAACCGGGGUUAUCAUCUAGGUAGAGUGAAUUCUGACAGUGAGAUAAUAUUUAGUUUUGUUUUUUUCAUAUGAAGGAGUAUUGUAGCAGCUAUUCGGUGGUACAUAUAGUGCAGCUUUGAGCUUUGCAAAAUCCCCACACUAAUAUUGAAGGGCUUUGAAGGUGUUACAGUUCCAGAAAUGCCUCACGUUAAUGCACGAAGUAGUGAUUCAAAGCGUUGUUUUUAAAGUUAAUGAAGGUGGACAUACUAUAGCAAGGCAAAUGAGUACCUCCAACAUGAUUUUCUUCCCCUAAAGCACUCACAAAUAUAACCAUUAGGGCUAUUUAAUCAAGUAGUUAAAGCUGCUAAACUGUGAUGUCAUAUCGGGCCACUCCCUCAACUGUUACUCGUUGUGUGACUUAUGCUUUAUUUUACUGCUUCAUUGUAGGACGCCAUGUGUAAGGUGAACCGUAGGAAACUAUGAUGGUACACACAUCCUGACCGUGAGAGUUAUGUGACUGAUAGCUGAUGAGAGUGUAGCUGAAUAUGUAUGUGUAUUUUAAUUCUGUGUUGUCUUUGCGGUCAAUGAAAAGGUAGCACUUGUGAUUUCUUUUUUUUCUUCUUUUUCUUUUUGUACCUCAUGUUAUCAGGAGCGAGCUGCGGCUUUACGAAGGUUUCUGUAAUAUCAAAAGGCAUAGUAUUUGUCCACUUAAUCAUUAAAAAUACGCAGAAAUACUUGCCUCUUUGCGCCCCCUAAAGAACCAGGAUUUCGAGUUUAGUCGUCGGUUGUCCUCGAGCUGUAAUAAGCUAAAAUGAGAGGUGUUCGGUGGACUCGGCCCAAGUUGUGCUGUAUACAAAUGUAACCUGACCGCAUAUGACAGUGCAGUCUCACACUAGCUUUAUUCAGAACAGCAGAUCAUAGAAGAGGAAGUUACUGUGAAAUGGGAAGCAUUUUUUACAGUUUGCAAUUGCAUUUGUAUUGCUUUUAAAGGAUAGAAAGAUCUUUUUUAAUUUAAUUAUUAUUUUUGUGUUUUUUGCCAUUUACAUUUAGAGGCAUUCUUCUGUUACAUCCCCGUCAGUCAAUGGUCGUGUAACAAUGGUACAUUCCACAUAGAGCUUAUCCCUUUAUUACUUACUUUAUAUUUCUUUAUGCACUGACCUCACAACACUAACUGUACAACUAGUAGCAGAUUAAAUGAGGCUACAUUGUGAAAACUUAAUAAACAUGCAUUCCUCCUUUGUAUUAAAAGAAAUGUUGUGAUCAUGAUCACAUA
Messenger RNA from Anarrhichthys ocellatus (wolf-eel), 3502 nucleotides. RefSeq names its product coronin, actin binding protein, 1B (gene coro1b). The transcript has 11 exons. Gene Ontology annotation, biological process: cell migration; actin filament organization. Lineage: Eukaryota; Metazoa; Chordata; Actinopteri; Perciformes; Anarhichadidae. The coding region runs from base 509 to 2032 and encodes 507 amino acids. Gene Ontology annotation, molecular function: actin filament binding. The record is from RefSeq and is a predicted model, not a curated record.